This is a messenger RNA of Coffea eugenioides, 1577 nucleotides long. RefSeq names its product polyadenylate-binding protein RBP47B'. The record is from RefSeq and is a predicted model, not a curated record. The coding region runs from base 28 to 1335 and encodes 435 amino acids. NCBI's taxonomy places the organism in Eukaryota, Viridiplantae, Streptophyta, Magnoliopsida, Gentianales, Rubiaceae. Gene Ontology annotation, molecular function: mRNA binding. Gene Ontology annotation, cellular component: cytosol. The transcript has 8 exons.
UUGCACCACCAGCAACAAGAGCAGGCAAUGGCAACUGCACCUUCUCAGGGGCCGCCAUACCAUCAACCGGCAACCCUCGAAGAAGUCCGCACCCUUUGGAUUGGUGACUUGCCCUAUUGGGCUGACGAGUCCUAUCUCCAUAGUUGGUUCUCUCCCACCGCCGAGGUUCUAUCAAUAAAAGUUAUUCGAAACAAAAUCACCGGUCAACCAGAGGGUUACGGUUUUGUGGAGUUCACUGCACAUGCUGUCGCUGAAAGGAUUUUGCAGUCCUACAAUGGCAGACAAAUACCUGGGACUGAGCUGAAUUUUAGGUUGAACUGGGCAUCUUUUGGAAUUGGAGAUAGACGCCCUGAUGCUGGUCCUGAGCAUUCAAUCUUUGUAGGUGAUUUGGCACCUGAUGUCACUGAUUAUCUGUUGCAAGAGACGUUCAGAGCCCAUUAUCCAUCAGUUAGAGGAGCCAAGGUUGUUACUGAUCCGAGCACUGGGCGUUCCAAGGGAUAUGGAUUUGUCAAAUUUGCUGAUGAAACUGAAAGGAAUCGUGCUAUGACUGAAAUGAAUGGAGCCUAUUGCUCAACCAGGCCAAUGCGUAUUAGUGCUGCAACACCUAAGAAAACUAGUGCCACAGCAGUGCAACAACAGUAUGCUGUAGCUAAAGCUAUAUAUCCAACUCCAAUUUACACUCCACCCACGCAGACAAUUCCUUUCGACAGUGAUGUAAACAACACCACUGCAUUUGUCGGCAAUCUUGAUGCGAACAUUACAGAAGAUGAACUGAGACAAAUCUUUUCACAAUUUGGGGAAAUUGUUUAUGUCAAAAUUCCAGCAGCUAAGGGAUGUGGUUUUGUGCAGUUUGCUGCAAGGACAUCUGCAGAAGAAGCAAUUCAAAGGAUGCAGGGUGCUGUGAUUGGGCAACAAGUAGUCCGUCUUUCUUGGGGAAGGAGUCCAACGGCAAAGCAGGAUCUACCUGGUACUUGGAAUCAGCCUACAGAUCCUAGUCAAUGGAGUGCUUAUUAUGGUUAUGGACAAGGUUAUGAUGCAUAUUCAUAUGGAGUCACACAAGAUCCCUCAUUAUAUGGAUAUGGUGCAUAUGCUGGUUAUUUACAAUAUACUCAACAGGGUGAAGGUUCUCAAGAUCCUGCAGCAAUAUCAGCUGCUGCUCCUGCUUUAGAACAAAGAGAGGAACUAUAUGAUCCUUUGGCUACGCGUGGCGUUGACAAGUUGAAUGCCGCCUACCUUGCUGUCCAUGGAAGUGCCAUUCUGGGCCGGCCAUUGUGGCAGAGGACCUCCUCUUUUACGCAGCAACCUGCUCUGAAUCUGCAGCUGUCAAAUGCAUAAAUUUGCAGUUUUGUGUUUCGUAGUAGGAUUAAAUUGUACUUCAUGAAGAUAAAUGCUACAGUUCGUAAAAGAUAAAUGCUUUAACAUCUUGUAUGUGAUGCAGUUUUCUCCUGCUGUAGUAUGAGUGGCUUCCAACAUCUUCCUCGCUACAUGUUUACACGGUUAACCUUCUAGCAAAUUGUUGAUUAAAUGCUUAGAAACAGAAUUCAAAUUCGACUUGAAAAGUAGAUGGGGUUUGACAA